Molecule: messenger RNA, 14942 nt
Organism: Peromyscus californicus insignis
Lineage: Eukaryota; Metazoa; Chordata; Mammalia; Rodentia; Cricetidae
Gene: Dgkh
Product: diacylglycerol kinase eta
Exons: 31
Coding region: 62-3772 (1236 amino acids)
Biological process (GO): diacylglycerol metabolic process; intracellular signal transduction; lipid phosphorylation
Molecular function (GO): ATP-dependent diacylglycerol kinase activity; protein binding
Source: RefSeq, a predicted model, not a curated record
GCAGCGGCGGCGGGGGCCCGUGUCCGUGCGCCCCGGCGGCCAACGGGCGCGGGCCGGCGCGAUGGAGCCGCAGCACGUGCGCCCCGCGCUCGGAGCCCGCAGCCCGGCCUGGGAGGAACCGGAACCAGAGAGGAUGGCUGGGGCGGGCAGCCAGCACCACCCUCCGGGAGUCGCGGCAGGAGCGGCUGCUGGGGCCGGCGCGGUUUCCCCCACCGCUGCGGGACCCGGAGAGGAUUCGUCCGACAGUGAAGCGGAGCAGGAGGGACCCCAGAAGCUGAUCCGCAAAGUGUCCACCUCUGGACAGAUCCGGACCAAGACCAGCAUUAAAGAGGGACAGCUGCUGAAACAAACCAGCUCCUUCCAAAGGUGGAAAAAGAGAUACUUCAAACUUCGAGGCCGGACACUUUAUUACGCAAAAGACUCAAAGUCCUUGAUAUUUGAUGAAGUUGACCUCUCAGAUGCCAGCGUCGCUGAAGCAAGCACCAAAAAUGUCAACAACAGCUUCACGAUAAUCACUCCAUUCAGAAGGCUGAUGCUAUGUGCUGAGAACAGGAAGGAGAUGGAAGAUUGGAUCAGCUCUCUGAAGUCAGUGCAGAGCAGAGAACCCUAUGAGGUGGCUCAGUUUAAUGUGGAACAUUUCUCAGGGAUGCAUAACUGGUAUGCCUGCUCCCAUGCCCGGCCUACCUUCUGUAACGUGUGCAGAGAGAGCCUCUCCGGAGUUACCUCCCAUGGCCUGUCCUGCGAAGUGUGUAAGUUCAAGGCUCACAAAAGAUGUGCGGUGAGGGCAACUAAUAACUGCAAAUGGACCACACUGGCCUCCAUCGGGAAGGAUAUCAUUGAGGACGAGGAUGGUGUCGCCAUGCCUCACCAAUGGCUUGAAGGCAACUUACCCGUGAGUGCCAAGUGUGCGGUCUGCGACAAAACGUGUGGCAGUGUCCUCCGCCUGCAGGACUGGAAAUGCCUCUGGUGUAAGACAAUGGUACACACUGCCUGCAAAGAUUUGUACCAUCCCGUCUGUCCACUUGGCCAGUGUAAAGUAUCUAUCAUACCUCCGAUUGCACUAAAUAGCACAGAUUCUGAUGGUUUCUGUAGAGCAACGUUUUCCUUCUGUGUCAGCCCUCUCUUGGUGUUCGUCAAUUCUAAGAGCGGAGAUAACCAGGGAGUAAAGUUCCUCCGUCGCUUUAAGCAGUUGCUCAACCCGGCUCAGGUGUUUGAUUUAAUGAACGGAGGGCCUCACUUAGGCUUAAGGUUAUUUCAGAAGUUUGACAACUUCCGGAUUCUUGUCUGUGGAGGAGAUGGAAGUGUAGGCUGGGUCUUGUCAGAGAUCGAUAAACUGAACUUGAAUAAACAGUGCCAGCUUGGGGUAUUGCCUUUGGGUACAGGCAAUGACCUUGCUCGAGUUCUUGGCUGGGGAGGUUCAUAUGAUGAUGACACCCAACUUCCUCAGAUCCUAGAGAAGCUGGAACGAGCCAGUACCAAGAUGUUGGACAGGUGGAGUAUAAUGACGUAUGAACUCAAAUUGCCAGCAAAGACGUCUCUACUUCCUGAACCCACAGAAGCGUCCGAAGGAUUUUAUAUGACAUUUUAUGAAGACUCUGUUGCAAAUCACCUUACGAAAAUCCUCAAUUCUGAUGAACAUGCGGUGGUCAUAUCGUCUGCCAAGAUACUCUGUGAAACUGUGAGGGACUUCGUUGCCAAAGUGGAGAAGGCACAGGAGAAAACACUGGAAAAUACAGUAGUAGCUGAAGCCGUGGCCAGUAAAUGCUCAGUCCUCAAUGAGAAGCUUGAACAGCUGCUACAAGCCCUGCACGCAGACACUCAGGCCAGUCGAGCUCCCCCAGGGGUUGGCCCUCCAAUUCCUGAAGAAGAUAUUGUGGAGUCGUCCAGUGAAGAGUCCUUGGGUGAAAGCAAGGACCAGCUCGUGAAUGACAUUGCAAAACUCUCCUCCCAGAAAGCCGCGAAACCCAGGGAAAUAAUGCUGCGGGCCAACAGUCUAAAGAAAGCAGUGAGGCAAGUCAUUGAAGAAGCUGGAAAAGUUAUAGAUGAACAGACAGUUCAACCCUGUGAAUCCAUUAGUCAGUCUUGUGACUGUGAUAACCCAGAAACAGAUGAAUCUAAGGAUGAUGAUACGAAAGAUUCAUCAGCAGCCAAAUCCACAUCUCAGUCUCCUGAUGCCCAGGCAAGUCAUGGUAAUUUCCCAACUGAUUCUGUCACUGGUUCAGCUAUGGCCACCACCAAAGAAAAUCUCCCUGUGCUCAACACCAGAAUUAUCUGCCCAGGUUUAAGAGCAGGACUUGCCGCCUCAAUCGCCGGGAGUUCUAUCAUCAACAAAAUGUUGCUGGCAAACAUCGACCCUUUUGGUGCAACUCCGUUUAUUGACCCAGAUCCUGAUUCACUAGAUGGAUACUCAGAAAAAUGUGUCAUGAACAAUUACUUUGGGAUUGGAUUAGAUGCAAAAAUUUCAUUAGAAUUUAAUAAUAAGAGAGAAGAACACCCUGAAAAAUGCAGAAGCCGAACUAAAAACUUGAUGUGGUAUGGAGUCCUUGGGACCCGGGAGUUAUUACAGAGAUCAUACAAGAAUCUGGAACAAAGGGUUCAGCUUGAGUGUGACGGGCAGUAUAUUCCUCUACCCAGUUUACAAGGCAUAGCGGUAUUGAACAUCCCCAGCUACGCCGGAGGCACCAACUUCUGGGGCGGAACCAAAGAGGAUGAUAUAUUUGCCGCACCAUCAUUUGAUGACAAGAUUCUGGAAGUUGUUGCUGUGUUCGACAGUGUGCAGAUGGCGGUCUCAAGGGUCAUCAAACUUCAGCAUCACCGCAUAGCACAGUGCCGUACAGUCAAGAUCACUAUAUUUGGUGAUGAGGGAGUCCCGGUGCAGGUGGAUGGUGAAGCAUGGGUUCAGCCUCCAGGGAUCAUCAAAAUUGUGCACAAAAACAGAGCUCAGAUGCUAACCAGAGACAGAGCCUUUGAAAGCACUCUGAAGUCUUGGGAAGACAAGCAGAAGUGUGACUCCAGUAAGCCAGUUCUUCGAACCAACGUGUACAUCCAUCCCGCCGUUGACCUGGCCACAGAAGAGUUGUCGCAGAUGCGGCUCUGCUCCCAGGCUGCAGAGGAACUCAUUACGAGGAUUUGUGAUGCAGCCACAAUUCACUGUCUGCUGGAGCAGGAACUGGCUCAUGCAGUCAAUGCAUGCUCGCAUGCCCUCAACAAAGCCAACCCACGCUUCCCAGAGAGUCUUACGAGAGAUACCGCCACCGAAAUAGCCAUCAACGUCAAGGCGCUCUAUAAUGAAACAGAGUCUUUGCUGGUUGGCAGGGUUCCUUUGCAGUUGGAGUCUCCCCACGAAGAGCGGGUAUCCAGUGCUUUACACUCUGUGGAGGUGGAGCUACAGAAGUUAACGGAGAUCCCAUGGCUUUAUUAUAUCCUCCGCUCCAAUGAGGAUGAGGAGCCUCCUAUGGACUGCACCAAAAGAAAUAGCAGAAGCACAGUCUUCCGUAUCGUGCCAAAGUUUAAGAAGGAAAAGGCUCAGAAACCGAAAACAAGUUCACAGCCCGUUCAGAAUUGGGGCACAGAGGAAGUUGCUGCUUGGCUGGAUCUGCUCAAUUUGGGAGAGUACAAAGAAAUCUUCAUCCGUCAUGACAUCAGAGGGGCAGAACUUUUGCAUCUGGAAAGACGAGAUCUUAAGGACCUGGGGAUACCGAAAGUGGGUCAUAUGAAGCGAAUUCUCCAGGGAAUUAAAGAGCUUGAAAGGAACCCUCCCAACUUGGUCUGAGGUGCGGUCGCACUGGUGCUAUUUAUUUCCUGGAAGAGGAGUUCUCGGGACUCAAUACAGCGUUCUUGGAAGCCGCUGGCUGUUCUUGUGAUUUUCUGGUAGAUAAGCACCACCGAAGCACCUCUCUGGAUUGAUGUUUUGCUGUGGGUGAAAGUUUUGAUUUAAGGUAUUAGAAAAUAAUUUUUGUGCCAAAAAAAAAAACAAAAAAAAAAAAAAAAACACCAAACACCCAACUCAACCCAUUCCACAAAGCCAUUUUCUUGUUGGGCAAACCUGACAUGCUAGGAAAUGCUUGCAGCAGUGAAAAGUGGGAGAAGGACCAGAGACAGUUGCCUUGUCUAAAAGGUGGACUUGGCUCGUCGUCCAUUCUCCAUAGAGCUGGCUGACGGAGGCUCUCUCGUGCACCUGCAGCUGUGUGGACGGUAUGCAGUUGAAACUUCUCAGGCUUCCUUAGUGAAGGCAUUGGCUCCUUCCUAGAAACCUCCGGGUAGGAGAUGAAGAGAGGAGUUGUGUUUUGAGUGUUUUCACCCUAAGUUCCCGGUAUGCACCGGUCAAAGAAUAUGGUGAGACCAACCCAUCACAUACUAUGAAUGAUGCAAAUUUAAUGCACGAUGUUCCUGCCUGAGUUGUCCUUCUUUUUCUUGCAUGUCAUAUAUAUUAUUGUAGUACUUCAAUAGCUUUAAUGUCUGUUAUAAUGAAAUUUAAUUUAUUACCACCCAGCUACCCAAGCACUUUUCGUUGGUUAAGGGCACUUUUCUUCAGUGUGGACUUUUAAGUAAAUACUCCAUACUGAGACUCUGUGAACAUUCAUCUGUGCCAUGAUCAGCAAAUGAUAUAUAUCUUAUGCAAACCAAAUUUAUUUGCCUAUCCCAAACCAUGGGUAUAUGCAUUAAGAGACUUGUUGGGCCAUUUUCAUAAGCUUUACAUGUUCUGUUGCCUAACAGAACUUAUUGCAACUUUCCAAACCCAAAUCCUCACAUUUUGUUCCCAUUUUUUUUUUCAUUUCAAUUUAAUAACCAUUUUGAGUUUCUGCUUGAAUUUGUAAAACUGUGGACAUCUAGGAAUUGUCCAAUGUCUCAGCUAAGAUUUGCCCCCUGAGUUAUCUGCACCAGCUGAAGCAAUUAUUGACAUGAAUUCCCCAAUGAAAGAAAUUUAGUUUUGCUUCUUAAGGGCUUUUUGUAUUAUUAUAUCACACACAUUUUGAUAGUCUACCAGGUAGAAAUUACUUUCCUUUUUUUAAACCAUUGUAUGUCAGUGUUGCUCAAUAGAAUUACCAAGUUUGAAAGCCAAAGGUAUAUAUGUCAAAAAAGUAAAACUAUCUUUAUAAGUGUUUUCUAGUCAUUAUAUGCCAAAAAUCAAUUGGAAUAUUUGGAAGUUCUAUGAGAUAUGAGAAGCAAGCAGGUUGUUGAUCCAGCGGAUACAGUUUUGAUAGUAAUCUGCUAGUUGCCCAGUAGAUAAACACACACACACACACACACACACACACACACACACACACACACGUGUACACUUACAUGCCCAUAUACCUUUACCUAUAUAAAUGCACUUACUCACAUGUUGUCUUGAGAUACAGAUCCCUGAUACUUUCCAGACAAUCAUUUGCCCAAUAUUUGACAUUUUAUUUCUAACUUGGGUAUUUACUAGUAAAAAAUAUUACAAAAUUUAGAUACCUUUAAAAUAAAUGAAGACCUGGCCUGAAGUUCAGUGGUGGGGUUCUUACCUGGAACAGGCAGAGCUUGGCUCCACCCACAGCAAGGCAAAAACAAAAAAUUCUACAGACAAUCUUGAUGGGUUCCUAACCAUAUAAGUAUGUCUGACUAUAUAUUUUUUACCUAAGUUGUGCACAAUGGAAGUUUUCCAAAGAUAAUUCCUAUCGAGGCUUUUGAGCUGACAAUCAGCCAAUCACUUAGUGAUUUUGAUGUUCUGCACACCUGUGAAGUUGAAGGUCUCCUUUGCAGUCUCUUUUGUAUACCGCCUGGUGAGUACCCUGCCAACACUUCCUGUGAAACCAGGUUAUCAGAGGACACAUUCCCAGAGGUCUCCCCAGAUCAUUGUUUAGGAGAAAGGGCUAGGGGCGGGGAGGGACUCCAGCAUAAAGACCACUCCAGGUCUGUGUUAAUAUAGAAACCAUUAUUGGGUUUUCACCUGCCUCCAAUACAUCUCUAUCAACACACACAAAAACAUGUUCUAAUGGCUACUUCCCUAGGGGUGGGCAGUGAUUGGCUUUUCCUUUGUUUGGUAAUCUUUCCAGUUCCUGCUAACACCUUUUAUGUGUUCUGUAAAAUCCCAACUCAUGAAAACUUUCAUUAAGUAGAAUGAUUUUGGGAUGACGGACAUCCUUUAAGAUAACAGUUUGGAUGAGCGGUUUUGUCCAGUGUGAACAUUUUUCUCUGUAAUCCAUGCCCGCAUGAAUCAGGGCUGGACGCCAGUGAGUUCAGCUUACCAGCAGUGUGCUCUCAGAGACUCCAUCAGUCUCUGCUAGUGUCAGAAAGAAACCAUCUCAUCCGAGGUAGGGUUUCAAAAACAAGACAGUGGGGGAUGCCUCUCACUAAGAUCCAGUCACAUCUGGGAUGCAGAGGAUAUGUCUUUGAUCCUUGCUUAAGUGGAAAGAGAUGCUCACCUGUGCACCUGCCUGUAGCUUGCUCUUCUCUCCUCCAAAUUACUUAAUGUUCAUUUGUCCUCCCCACCCCCAAAGGAAAGGAACAGAGUUAAGUUUAAGUAAAACUCCAGGUGACUCAUCCAUGUCUGCCCAAAUUCUCGCUGCCUUCUGCUCCCCUUUCUCCAUUACCCCAUGAAACCUUUCACCUCCCUGAUUUUCAUUUUAAUGUCACAGGUCAUUUAGCAAAAUGUUGGGGGCAAUUAAAUAAAUGUUCAGUUUGCUAGAUAAUUGAAACGUUAGGCCAUUGGAGACAUACUGCUGUGGAGGAGGAGAGAUGUUCUGUGGAUGUUCAGAUCUGUGCUCUCUGGUAUUUUAGCCACUGGGCACCUGUGGCUAUUAAAGUUUAGUCUUACUCGAAACUUCAUUUAUUAGUUGCACUAUCCACAUUUUGAGUGCCCUGUAACCACAGAUGUAGAACAUUGUCACCAUUGCAAAAAUACUCCAUUUGACAGCAGUAGCCUGGGUCACUGCUACUGAAAAUGUGGUCCAUGGGCAGUCAGCAUCACUGUUAUUCGGGAGCUUACAAAAAUUGCAGAAUCCUGGAGCUGACAAGAUGGUUCAGCGGGUCUGGCAACAAGUUUGAUGCCAGAUGACACAUAAAAGUGGGAGGGGAAAAAACCUCUUAUAGACUUGUCCUCUGGCCUCAAUAUGCCCACCAUGGUAUGCUCACCCACACAUUAUCAUGCAUAUACACACAAUAAUAAAUAAAUACAUUUUUGAAUGCAGAACCUCAGGUCCACUCCAGGUCUGCUGAAUUCAAAUCUUCCUUUCAGUCAUAUCCCUCAGGCCUCUCUCCAGCCCUUAGAGACUUUAAGCUACCACUGAGCUAUCCACAUUUGCUCAGUUUGUUAUUCAUGUGAUGCAUUCAGUUGCUCAUGACUUCAUUCACACUGAACAUUCCAGAAGAAUAUGUACUGAGAUGAAGAUUAGGCAGUCUCCUUCAACUUGUACAUUUUCAUUUUCUUGUAUCAGUAGAUUAUCCUGUUGCCAUAGUUCAUGCUUGAAGGCUCAUAGCAGCCCACACACAUUAAAUGACUCAUUAGGUGUACAAAAGAACAAAAAAAAGAUGAAGAAUCCAAAUAAUUUCAAGAAAAGUAAAUGUCAUUUAAACAUAAAAAUAUGCCUGAAAGCAGGCAUAUUUUGCUAGAUUUGGAUCUCUUUGUCUUAUGCUAACUUAUCUUGAUUUUCACAUGGUUCAUAAUCCCUUAAAAAUAGUUCCUGAAAAACAAUAUGUUCUUGGCCUCCAAACUCAAAUUGUUCAAUUCUAUAAUGAGAUCUUUUCCCAGUGAUUUAUUGCCAGGAAUUUGACACUUAAUUUUUAUAUUUUGAUAUAAAUUACCCAAACAUAACUUCCUAGCUACUUUGCUAUACAAGAAUCUUACUGUUUUUGACUCCAUGGGUUAUUUUGACAUGAAUUGACAAGCUAUGAAUUGAGAAAUUAAAGGAGAUCCCUUUGUGCAUUACUUCUAGAGCAAAUCAUUUACAACUCCAGCUGAGCUAGUGAACUUUCAUUUUCCAAGGAUGAAUUCUUGGGGGAUAUCCAUUUUAAUUUAGCUGUAAAAUCACUUCCUUCUCAACCCUGACAUCUGGAGUCUCUCUCAGCUCCCCCACCUCAAUGGACACAUUCUCUGUAGGUGUAAGUUGAUUUUCAAACACCAAACUCUCCCCAGUACAGGUGGGAAAAAGGAAUUAGAAAUGAAACUUCCUCAGAGGGGACUGUUGGUUCGUGGGAUAGCCUUUGCCAGUGUUCCCCAACUCGGCUGCCUGGCUUCCCCUGCCACUGCCCCACCCCAAGCGUAGUGAGCCCUGCCUCAGUUUGUUUCUGCUGUGGUGUUCUCAGUGGACUUUUGUGUUACAAUCUCCCUCAUAUUGGUAACGAUGCCUUAGCAAUAGGAUUCCUUCACAAAGCUGCAAGUAGAACUUUAGAGAGUGAUAAUUAUUGUUUCCCUAUAAUAGGCAAAGCAUUAUUUUUCUUUAUUGCUAUUUUCCCAGGUUUUGUUUAGAGAUGUUUAUAUUAGAAGAAAAUAUAUAAAGGUUUGUCGAUACAGAGAACGGGAGCUAAAGACAGCUGGACUGUACCUGCAUUUCUCUAUAGUUGUCUGUUAUUUUCAGGUAAAGCAAUUAGACAGAGUAGCCAGGACUGUAUUAACUCAAUAACAAUGCUUAAGAUAGGCUCCACAUUAUAUAUUAUAGGUGAACAACUCACUUCCUUUUAUGUAAUUUAAGAUACUGUAUUUACAUUAUUUAAUAUACUCAUUUUUUUGCACUUCCAAGUUUUAGCUGGAAAAUAAAAACCAAGCCACAGCUUUAAACUUAUUUAAAAAUCCACGUAAAAAUAUUUCCUUCUAGCUACAAGUUACAAAUUUUGUAAGUAAGACUUUGUGAAUAGUCCGGGUAUUUCUUACUAUCUAGAUUUCAAGAGUAAAUUAACCAACAGAACACAGGGUUACUUAUAAAAUACAUUAAAAUAAAGACGUUUCAUACUCAACUGAUGCUAUCAAAGUAGGAGAGUGCAGUUAAAUAUAUAAGCAAACAAGGAAGGAGAAUGUGUUUUAUGACCCUUAAUAUUUGAUUGUACUGUUGUUCCACACAGCUUAGCCGUUCCUACUUCUACAUUCUGAGUACUGAAGACAUGUGCAGCCGAAGGCUGCCUACAGAGCUGAUAGGAGCUAGCUAGUGAUGUGAAAGGUUUGGGUAUCACAGCACACCCAGUUUUGUCAGUUAUGUAUUGUAUACUGAAGAUGACUAACACAUUGGAAUAAUAUAUUUAUCUAGAGCUGGUAAAUAUGAAAGUUAUCUUCAAGCCUUCAAGUAAAUUGCAUUGACUUUUCUUCUCUUUCCAUGGGAUAAAAGUCACUUGUAUGUUUCAAUCUAUUUGUACAACAGCUGUCUCCUUUACUGGUAUUAUUGAUUUUCAUAUUACAACUUUUCUUACCUUUUUAUACCAAAAGAAUUACCAUGCUGGUUAUUCAACCUUGCCAAGAUGUAUUUGCGUUUGCAAGACUUUUGGCAGACGAAAUAUUUAAUAACAAACAGAUAUAAAAGCUUUGUAUAUUUUGUGGCUUUAGGGGCAAGAAUUGCACCUUUGAAUUUCUCUCUAUGGGACAGCGCUGACGUCAGCGCCGUCCGUCCCUUAAAGGCAGUAUUCCUUAGAACCAGUUGUAUAAAUCAGUGCCCUUAUUUAUUAUGUUGUGAAAUGUACUCUUUAUACAGAAUCUGUAUUUGAGCUCCUUUCAUUUUCACUGCUGUGGCCUGGAGUGUAAUAGCUCUGUUCAUGGUUGACUUAUAUACUUGAAACGCUCAUUUCUGUCAAACAGAUGCCCAGUGUUUUCCUUCUUUAAAAACAAAAAAAAAAAAACAAAAAAAAAACCCCACCCUAUUUUCUUUCCUGUCUUAGGUAGCUGAACAGUCAUAGGAACUUUUCUACAAAAUGGUUUUUAUAUCUAAAAAGGCACAACGCAGAAAGAAAGCACGAAAAUGAAUAAUAUAGUCAAGAGAUCUGUUAAGCUAUAUUUUGCCCAAUAUAUGUUAUGUCUUCAAUCUGUAACUCUUUUCUUGUAGUGGAUUUUUAGUUUUGCACUGGCCAAUUCCGAUAAGCAUUGAGUCUUGAAUCCUCCCAAAGACCUCACACCUCUAACAUCUACCCUUUGGCUCCAAAGUCUGUGCUGGAAAUCUGUUUCCCUGUGAUUUGGGGCUAUACUGCAAAUGGUAUCCAUGAUGGAUACUGUUUGCUUAUUUCUGUCAAAUAGCGAGAAAGUUUAACUAAGUUUUUCAUGAUUCCCACUUGUAUAUAUUCUUGACUCAACUAUUCAAAAACCCAAACAUUUCAAAUGCAUUUGCACAACAUACCAUGCAGAAUAAAAUCACUUGUUUUCAGGGAAAGAACAAGGAUUUCUGUUUUCAAAAAUCCCACUGAAAGUUGUAAAUCAAAGAAAACACUUUAAUCCCUAAAUCCAACUGUUUUCUAUUUAUGAUGUGAACAGCAGGUGAAUUGUAAGUUAUUUAAACCUAUUAGGAAAUUAAGAAUUAGUUUGCUUUUAAUGACAGAGCUUUAUAUUAUACUGUUGUAGAUGCAUUUAUUGAGGAUAGAAAAAAAAAGAGAAUAUGUUAGAACUUGUGGCAGUUUGGCAAGGCCUAGGAACAAAGAGUUUGAACACAUCUUUCAUGUUGUGUUGUAGGUCAGAGCACACAUGAAAUGUGUGACAUGGUGGGCAGUGAACCUCAGAAAGUGCCCCAUUGGUCAUGUCUGAAAUCCUUCCUAGAAGUUAGCUAAUUAACUCUCCAGGGAGCCCAUUUUGCUGCAGAAAUUUAUAGGUUAGUUAGGAGGCACUUGGGGUGACCUAAUCUCCAUGACAUUUGGAACAGCUCCUGCAAAUGUUUAUUUCACAGGGUAGAGAUGUCUGUGCUUUCUCAACUCAGCAAUAGACGCAGUGGGAACCAGUCACAGGGGUUUAGAUGGUUCCCGUAAAGGACAAGAUAAAGGUGACUCAGUCCAUACCAUGAACACCAAAGAAAUUUUCCUGAAUUCGCUGAGCCUUGAAAUGUAUUAGCUGUGAUACCUUUUCCUUAAUACUUUUUUUUUUUAAUUUAUAGUAUUUAUGUAGAACUGACCUCUUGGAUCCUGAAGAGGUUCAUUCUGUUCCACCUUGUCAAUGGCUCAUAGUCUUUUGUACAAAUAAUAUAUUUUGAUGCCUUGGGUUCCCAGUUCGAAGAGUUGCCCCACACUGCCAGUUACAAGUAAUUAAUCAUUUUUCUGCUAUAAGAAAGGACAGAUAUCAGCAUGAGUCCUACCUUGAUUUACCAUUUCUUUCUCAGUGUCAUUUUAGUUAUAAAGAAAGGCAUCCCAGUUAUCACAUGAAAAAAAAAAUCGUAGUAACCCUUGACAUUCCAUUUAGAUGUGGACACGAAGGGCAGGUGGCUCAGUGGUAAAGUGGUUGUUAUGCAAGUUUGAAACCCUGAUUCAAUUCCAACAAUGCAAGAGUAGAAACAAACAAACAAACAAACAAACAAAAACAAAACAAAAAGUGAGGUUGAAUGAGUAACAUCUGCCCGGAGUAGGUCAUGGGUCUUUUAAUCUAUAUAGCAUUCAUUUCAGCUAGAAACUCACUCCUGAAAUCUUCAAACAUUUAGGGUAGUUUCAGGUUUUCUAUGAUCAUGUUAAAUGGCUAUUUUAUGGAGAUAAACAGAGUUUUCAGCAAGGCUUUCACCUACUUCCUUAGUGUAAUUACCCCAAGAAGAGACCUCAUGAAAGCUCUAGCUUAGAAGUGAAGCAACAGGAUUCUUUGCCUGCUUUCCCUGUGAUAUGCCUCUCUUGAUAUUUCAACAUCUUCCAAAAUGGCAUCUUUGAUCUAGAUAGAGCACGGCCUCCUCCCUACAUUCUCUGACUUGGAAUAGUAUUCCAUUGUGCAGUGUACCUCCAAAAACAUCCCACAGAGAAACAGAAGCAGAUGUCCUAAUUAUUGCCACAGUGGAAAUCCAAGAGAAAUUCAUUAGAAAUCACUGCAGUUAAAGAUGGGGGUUAGCGAAGUGUGAGCUUAUUUUCAUAGGACAUUUUGAUCUAAUGAUUUAGAUCAAAUUCCCCUUUGAUUUUAGCCAGUUGGUGAAGAAGCCAUACUGGCUGAUUUCUGCUCUGAGAAGUUCUUUAUCAAAUAUGGCAGUUUAUUACAGCAUAGCUUGAUAACUCAGAGCUCCUGUGGCCUCCCUUCCCCCAAUAUUGGGAUUCUAGAAACGUGAACACUAUAUGACAUAAGGAAAAAGACUAAAUUGGAAUUCAUCUGCAUGCUUUUUCUUUGAGUUUAUUUGUAUUUUGAGAUAUGAUCUUAACACAUGGUCCUAUCCCAGGCUGGCCUCAAAUUCACUAUGUAGCUCAGGAUAACCUCCAACCUGUAAUUCUUUACCACAGCCUUCUUUCUCUAUCACAAUAAUGACAACUUAACUUUCAUGAUGGCUGAUCUCUAAAUGAUUAUUGUAGAAUGAUUUGGUACAUUGACUGAGAGAAAUUCUUUUGCUGGGAAUUUGUUUCCCCCAGAGACCUGCCCUGGAGACCUGCCUGAGAGUUGACCCCACUAUAGCUGAUAUUCAGUAUAACUUCAGCACGUGUCCUAUUACAGAUGUCAGGUGAGAGGCCCCAGUGUUUGAAUGUGCAAAUGAGACAGGUCUUGGUACCCACAGUUCUUUUGUUCCCUCCACUUUUACUUGAAAAGCCUUCAGAAAGAUGAUGCUGUGUUUAUGACAACAUUAUGCAAAUUGUGUUUUUCUGACAAGAAAUUUAAAAUGAAAUAUGGAACAGAACAAGUGCUUCAUCCUAAUGGAGGUUUUAGAUUAUGCAAGUAAAUUAUUUUAUAGGUUUUUUUUGCUAUUUAUUGCAUAUAUAUAUUUUACCAUCCCAGAAGUUCAAAUGGCAUCUUGAGUUCUGUGUCUCCCUAGUUGCACUAAAGUAAUAAUUCUACUGCCUUGUCUCUGUCUUCACCAUUUUUCUUUCCCGUUCUUUUGCUAAUUCUUCAGCAACCCAAUUUCCUACUUGCAUUCUCUCUUCCCAGAGUACAGAGACACACCUAUGUUUUGUCUUCUCUUUGCUAAAAGUCCUUGAGUAGGCUUUCCUGUCCCUUAGCAGCAUGGACUCUGUAUUGAGCAUGCUGCAUGGGGGUAAAGGGCUGAUCAGUGACUUCAGUGCUGGCUGCCCUGCCACCCCGUAGGCAUCCUCCACCCUUCAUUAACCUUUCUUAGCCCAGGAAUGUAGAAGAGCUCCAGUGUGUGGGUUCAGUACCUUGGCAUAGUGGCAUGCCACAGAUCAGCUCAUCCAAGGAACUGUGCAAAGUCAGUGUUCUGUGAAGCACUGUUGGAUAGCCUCCAACUUGUAAUGCUUUGCCUCAGCCUUCCUAUAGCAUGUUUUUAUUAGUUGUUUUUGUUAAUCCACCUCAAUGACAGCUUAACUUUCAGGCCAGUAUUUCAUCCAUGCUUCAUGUAUAGUCAAAGUUUUUCUAUUAAUAUCAUGUUCAGUUACACAUACCCAGACAGACACACCUCUCCCACUGAAUUUCUCUAUUAUUUUUGUAGUCCCAGAGUCUAGCUAGUACAAGUGUGUGCUUCAUUAAUCCUGCACUACACUACUUCUACCACUAGAGGAGCUGUGCUGGACUCCAGUGUCCGCUUUAUAGAAAAGGGUGAAUCUCAGGUUUAUUUUGGGAAGGGAGAAAUUCAUGACAUUCAUAGCAAAAUGCAUGAGGGGCGACAUUAUAAACCCCCAGGGGAGGAUGGAGGUCACACUGUCAUGUUUCCUAGGAGAUGGGAAAGCUCUGUUUGAAGCUGCAGGUUGGUGUUAGCACCUUAGAUUAGCACCUUAGCUAUGGAGAGCAGAAAGUAAUGGCAUUUAACAGGUAGCACAUGUAUCUUGGCAUACAGUAAUACACUAGUAUUUGUACACCACAAGGUUCUGAUAUGUAGAUGAGACAGCAAACAUUUGAGUUAUGAUACUGACUUCUAAAUAUUUAUUGAUGGGUAGGCUAUAGAUUUCCUUUAUGAGAAUGAAGAAAUAAACUGUCUUUAUCUUUACUGUCAAUAAGGUUUCAAGGGGAGGGCUUUGUUGGUUUGUAUUUUCACAUUUCAAUAAGCAUAUAUUGAAAUCACUAUUUCCCAUCAUAUAAAAUACCAACCAUUUCUGUGUCCCUUAGCAAAAGAAAGGUCUCCACUUGAUAACUUUAUGCUUAGUUCAGCUUUGCAAAAGGUCUACAAAGGAACUGGACAAGGAAGGCUGGGCACUGUAACCUUCUACCCAGCGCGUUCAUUUCACUUUCAAUAAAGAUAAUCAGGACUUACCUCCCUCCUGUUACCAUCAUGGUAAAAACCUAACAGCGUAGUUCCUUCUCCUCUGUAUAUUAAAAAAGAUAGUUUUAAUUUAGCCUCACCAUAUUUAUAGCUAAGAAUUUACUACAUUUUGGUAGUCCGUUUUGAAACUAAAUCCUUAUAUCUGAAAGAUGCAGAUAAAGUCUGCCUCUUUAUUACACAAUGGCCUCUGUUUGCUACAGAAAAGAGUGAAACUUUUACCUGCUUAGCACACUUGCCAUUGAAAUAUACCUGACAGAGCAGAGGUUAUAACUUUGGCUCUGCUUACUUUUAAUAAUGAUAAGACGUGAGUUUUGUUUGUUUACAUGCUGUUUACAAUGGCAUAAUUUUUAAAAUCUAUAUGACAAUUGAGAUAUUUAUUGCAUACUAUUUUAAAGAUGUUUUAAUGUGUUUUCACCUUUGGAAUAUAUUGUUACAUUUCCUUGUACAGAUAAUUUGGGUGGCUUUGUUAAUGUAGCUAAUCAUUUUUAUGACUACUAAGUGACCAGUUUCGGUGCCUUCUAUUGUGGGAUGCAUGACUAUGUAUUUAUUGUAAGGAAGUCACUGAUGUGUGUAUUUUUGUACUUUGCUGAGAGUAAUGGUUGGUGUACAUGAUGAGAGACGUCUUUCCCAAAGGGCACUGCCUUCAGAGCAACCUUCUCAAAUAAAAAAAGACUGUGUUUGAAGGUG